AUGGACCCAGCGGACAUCUGUGAGGAUUUUUGGGAGUUCAGCACUCGUGUGACUAUUCUCCAUGGACAGUGGAAAAUCUAUUCUGCGUGCAGACAGGAGAGUGAGAAGGAGUCGGUUGGAGUUCAGCUGGACCGGAAUCUUUCUGCAUACCUGGCUUACAUGGAGGGAUUGUCGGAGGAUUUGAAAGGCUUCGUCUGCACCGUGUUGCCAAAGCAGCAGCCCCCCAGCAUGCAGACUGAAUUACUCCAGCGCCUCUGUGACGCAGCUCUCCCUAUGCCAGCUAUAGGAGUUGGCGUGUUGAGUCUCCCGCCUGUCUCCAUGUCCAUGUCAUCGCAGCAGCAGACAAUGCUCUGGAGAGACCGCCCUGCCAUCUGUGGUUGCCAUGCCGCCACCUGCCACGCCUCAGCCAGAGGACGACGCCGCACCUGCUGGCCCUGCCACGCCUCAGCCAGAGGACGACGCCGCACCUGCUGGCCCUGCCACGCCUCAGCCAGAGGACGACGCCGCACCUGUUGGCCCUGCCACGCCUCAGCCAGAGGACGACGCCGCGCCAGCUGGAGGUUCAGCCGAGCCUGUCCAGCAUCCUGCCACAUCUGCUGCAGCGCCACCACCUGCGGCUUCCACGCCGUCGCCUGCAGCGCCAUCACCUGGUCCACCACCUGCGGCUUCCACGCCAUUCGCCUGCAGCGCUACCACUAUCUGGUCCUGCCACGCCUGGUCCUGCCUCGACUCAGCCAGAGGUCGUCGCCACGCCUGGUCCUGCCUCACCGGCUAAGCCAAGUGCACCACUCCCUACAUCCGCUGCCAAGCCACGUCCAGGUUCAGCAUGGCUGUUUCUGGGGCCUGUCAAAACAGCCUGUCCACGGAGACCCACCAAACCACCUGAGGGGUCACGUCCACAUCCAUACUACCGUCGACCGCCCGCCAAGCCGCCCGAUGGUCUUCACACACGCCCACGUCGCCACCGGCCGUCAGCCAAGCUAUCCAAGUGUGGUCAGCCAAGCCUGCUUUGCCACUGCCACCUUCCACAUGGUCGGCCUGUUAUGCUGUCGACCUCCAGAGUUUCUGUGUCAGGGAGGUAAGUGAAGGUUUCAGAAGGCUGAGUGGGUGGAGAGUGGAUGGGCAGGUGAGUUUUCCAGGUGAGUUUUCCAGCUCUGUUACAAGUAAGUCCUUUCCAAACAGCAGACAAUGAGAGAAUCCUUCAGGUUUCAGGUAACUCAAGUCCACAGAGCUAUGAGCAGACACAAGAGAACAUGGUGAGGUAACAGAAGCUACAAGCACAAACUCAUAAGUCAUAAAUUAAGAGCUGAAUUUCCACCAGAAUGAAGACAACAAUCUGAGAGGUCACCAACACUACAAGCACCAACCAGCUUGCAGCCAAAGCUCUGCACAGCCCCAUCAGCACUGAGUCCCCAGCCUCACUCAGACUGCUGCCAAAGCUCUGCUGGAGGUGGGAGUUGAAGAUCACCUGAACCACUUUGAUACGCCAGGCCUGUCCAGUAUUCUCCCCCACCACCUGACUCAACUCACCCCCAGAUGGUGAUCAGAUGACAGCUCAGCUCCUCUCUUCACCAGAGUGUCCAGAACAUACUGCUGCAGACCUGAUGAUGCAAUUACAGAGUCAGACAUCCACCGAUACUGUGGUUAGCACACAAGUCCAGUAAAACAGAAACCACCAUUCUGUCACUCUGACACAUAAAGUCCUCAGAAGCACAACAGAGUUACCAGAUGAUGCAGCGUCCAGGAUCCUGCUCAGAGACCUCAAGAAGGCCAGGCACAAAGUACCAGAGCAGGACAAUGAUGAAGGAGAGCAUCAUCAUCUGAUGUGAUGAAUUCAAGGAGAAUAAAUGGAAUAAGCAUGAGAUGGUCUUCCUGGUUGGACUUUUAGCUUCAUGUGAGAGAUUUUACCUUAAAGAGAUAAACCUCUGUUACUCUGUUUAUUUGGCUUCUGCUGCAUUUUUGCAUGUCCUCAUCCACUAAAUAUAAAAUAGUGUAAAUGAGCAGCUUUUGAUGUUUGACAGUUUUUAUUGUGUCUGAACGUUCCUACAGUUGGUUUGUGGUUGAUGUGGAUUUGCUGCUCAUGUGAAUCCUCCCACAGUGUUUCAUUAGCAGCUGUAACCACAGUGACUCUGAUAAAACAGGAAUUAGCAGAAUCCAUCUGAUAUGAAGCUGUGCUUUGAAUACCACUU
Messenger RNA from Oreochromis niloticus (Nile tilapia), 2189 nucleotides. RefSeq lists its product as uncharacterized. NCBI's taxonomy places the organism in Eukaryota, Metazoa, Chordata, Actinopteri, Cichliformes, Cichlidae. Bases 1 to 1086 code for a protein of 361 amino acids. The transcript is spliced from 3 exons. The record is from RefSeq and is a predicted model, not a curated record.